Cetraspora pellucida is the source of this 529-nucleotide messenger RNA. NCBI's taxonomy places the organism in Eukaryota, Fungi, Glomeromycota, Glomeromycetes, Diversisporales, Gigasporaceae. The record is from the annotation of a GenBank genome assembly.
UGAACCAUUAAAAUCGGAUGGAGAUUAUGAAUAUAGUUAUGUUGAAUUCGCAAAACCUGCUAUACCACUGUGGACCCAUUCUCGAUAUCGAACGAGAACACAUCUAUGCAAUAAUAUGGAACAACAUUUACCGGAUGCGGUAUUUUUAGCGCCCAAAUUUAGGACGGUCAAAAAUGGUGUCUGGACUGAUACCAAUAGCGCCGCAAAUAGUACAAAUAAUACUGGUGCAACGUCAUACACAGUCGGAUCCUCAUUAUAUCCGGAUGAUCAAAAAAAAUUGAGGUUUUCUGGCAUUAAUGGAUGUCCCGAAACUUCAACAGCACUUAGCCCUAUCUUUCAUUCAAAGUCUACCAGGGCUUAUCAAUCAAAAACUUCACUAUUUUUUCCAUUGAUCAUUAAUGAUAGUGAACACAAGAACUAUGCCAUUUGUGCCGGGAAAAUGGUAACGGUGGAUCAUGGAAAGUCACACGUUGCAGAACAUGUCACAUGUCUUAUCAGACCUCCAAAUGCGAUCAAUAAUGUCGGAGAU